Messenger RNA from Gryllus bimaculatus (two-spotted cricket), 2104 nucleotides. Lineage: Eukaryota; Metazoa; Arthropoda; Insecta; Orthoptera; Gryllidae. The record is from the annotation of a GenBank genome assembly.
ACUCGCGAAGACAUCGUGGGUUAUGACAUUAGAUAGCAUAUACAUGCUAAUGAAAUCUAGAAUUUUUAUUGCAAGUGUAGUUUGUUUGGAACUUAAGCGUUUGUCCUCUAAUAGUGUGUCGCAUAACCUAAAAAAAGUUCUUAAAAAUAUGCCGAAGGAAGUGAAACAUACUGCUGCGCUUCAAAAACAAAGGCAAAAAUUGAAGGAAAAAAACCAAAAAUAUAUUCCUGGAACAGUUACUCUUAAAGUUCUGGGUAGCGGCGCAAAAGGAGCCGCUAGAUCGUUGUAUGUUUUCACCGAUCAAUCCAGGUAUCUUUUUAAUUGCGGAGAAGGAACUCAGCGAUUGGCUCAUGAGCACCGAAUGAAAUUGUCGAAACUUGAACAUAUUUUUAUUACUCAUCGCUCAUGGGAGAAUAUUGGGGGAUUGCCAGGUGUAGCAUUGACAAUUCAGGAUGUUGGAGUGCCGGAAAUAACAGUUCAUGGACCUUUGGGAAUAGAUGAGAUCUUCAAAGCAACUCGACGAUUUGUCAUUCUUAGAGAUUUAUCGGUUAAAAUGGCAAAUUGCACAGCUGACACCCAUUUUGAAGAUAAUGUGAUGAAAGUAUUGUAUGUUCCAAUUGAACCUGCAGCUGAAAAUCUGAAUGAAAAAUGUACUUCUUACGCAAGUAACGGUGUCAACAGUGUACAUCAAUCAACAAUUAAAACAACAGAUGAAGAUGACGAUGUUGAUUAUUAUGCUCAUGAACGUAAAAUGAAAAUUGGUGUGGAUAGCAAAGAAGCCCGAAUGACUAUUUGGGACUUAGAAUCUGUGAAUGAUCCUGUUGAAAGAGGUGUUCAACUAAUUCAAGAAUUCCAUGGACUGUUGACUGAGGAAGAACAAAAGAGAAAACAAAUGCGUACUGAUACAGUCAAAGUACAAACACCGCAAGGAAAUGGUACAUCAAUGUGCUAUGUGUGCCGCCUUCAGUCAAGGCCAGGAACACUCUGCCUUGAAAAGUGUGUAGAGAAAGGAGUUCCUCCCGGUCCUCUCUUGGGAAAACUGAAGUCUGGUGAAGAUAUUGUGUUAAAGGAUGGUACAGUUGUCCAUUCUGCAGAUGUUCGCCUGCCAGAUGAUCCAGGACCAGUAUUUAUAGUUGUGGAAUGUCCUUCUGUGCAGUACAUAGAAAAUCUGGUUAAUAAUCAAUUGAUUUCACAAUACCAGAGCUCUGCGGUCAAAGAGGAAGACAUGGCAAGUCUUAUUGUCCAUUUUACUCCUCAGCAUGUUAUGACUGAUCCUCGCUAUAAAAAUUGGAUGGACAAAUUUUCAAUUAGUACCCAACAUUUGAUUUUAAAUGAAGAAAACAGCUGUAUGGGAAGUGUAGCUGUUCAUAGGGUUCAGUACAAGCUGAAUUUGUUACAUCCACACCUAUUUCCUUUGUUAGGAGACAAGAGCAUUAAAUUAGCCGAAAACAUGCUUGAUAGUAAUCUCUCAAAUGAUAAAAUGAAUGGAGAUGAAGAUAUUGACAGAUCUACCUAUGGUAGUGACUCAGUGAGCUGUUUUAGAGGAAAGACAUUUGAUUUGGUGCACCUGCGACCUAAAAAGAUGUGGGACAGCAAGGAGUUCAUUAAUGAAACAUAUGAAGCAGAAGGAUUUUUAGAAACAUUGAAUAAAUUGAAACAAGACAUUGAGAAAAUGGAGCAAAACAUUACUUCACAAGAGUCUGACCCUCAAAUCAGUUUCCUCGGAACUGGUUCAUGUAUUCCAAAUAAGACAAGAAAUACAAGUGGAAUUCUUUUGCACAUUAGUGAAACUGAUAGCAUUUUAUUAGAUUGUGGAGAAGGAACUUAUGGACAACUUGUGAGACUGUUUGGUCCGGAGAAAGCAGAUAAUGUAUUAUUGGGAAUAAAAGCAAUUUUUGUUUCUCAUCUUCAUGCUGACCAUCAUCUUGGACUUAUUGGUCUUUUAAAAGCACGAAGGAAGGUUAUAGACAAACAGCCGAAGACCAACUACAUCAAACCCGUGUUUUUAAUAGCACCUCAGCAAAUAAUGUCUUGGUUGAGUCUUUAUCAUUGGAAUUUUGAACCAAUUACUCAGGAGAUUUUGCUAGUCCCAAAUGCUCAUUUG